Zophobas morio is the source of this 808-nucleotide messenger RNA. RefSeq lists its product as uncharacterized. The transcript is spliced from 4 exons. The record is from RefSeq and is a predicted model, not a curated record. Lineage: Eukaryota; Metazoa; Arthropoda; Insecta; Coleoptera; Tenebrionidae. Bases 71 to 751 code for a protein of 226 amino acids.
UCAGUAGCGGUUUCAUAUAUAAAGAGAUAUUUUCCAAAGUUGAGCAACUAUUGAGUUAAAGAAGACCACCAUGAACAAGUACAUUUUCGUCGCUUUUGCCCUAUUCGCUGUUAUCAACAGCGUGAGGUGCGACUCCAGCGAAGAAGUCAUCGACAGCGUCAAGUCCAAGCACGUCAAGAAGCUCCUCACCCAAAACAAAGAGCACCUCGACGAAGGCCUCGAAAAACUCGAAGAAAAAUGCCCCGGCGUCAGCGAAAAACUGAAAGCCGCCAUCAAGUCCUUCAUGGAAUGUGACGACAAAGUCGACGACUCCUUGACGAUUUGUCAAGCCAUCCAGAGCUACACCUUGAACUGCACCACACCCUUGCUCAAGGUGAUCGACGACUGUCUUCCCCAAAACGCCAAAGGUCUGCCCACUCUGGCUCUCAAGAGCGUGCUCUCCGUGGCCGAUUUCUUGUGCAAACAAACCGGAGAGUCGAUUUUCGAACUGGCGAAUCCGUGCUUGUGGGAAGAAUCAGAAGAAACUACCGAAAAUGAUGAGUGCGAACAGAAGAUAGAUGAGUUUGCUGAUAAAUAUGUAGGUAAAGACGACAUUCCUACACAGUCUGAAAUUUGCACUGUUGCCACCAGCCUGAGGAGCUGCAUCCAACGCGAUGUUGCCGCUACUUGUAAAAACCAGAAGACGAAAGAUGUCUCUAAUGGACUCUUCAACGCUUUGAUUGCUCCUUGUAGCAACAUCAAUGAAGUAUAAUGUUUGAAACCAUCUAUAAUUUGUAUAUACUUAUUUGAAAUAAAAUGGUUAAUACUU